This is a messenger RNA of Wasmannia auropunctata (little fire ant), 1847 nucleotides long. RefSeq names its product nuclear RNA export factor 1-like. Gene Ontology annotation, cellular component: nucleus. The record is from RefSeq and is a predicted model, not a curated record. Gene Ontology annotation, molecular function: protein binding; RNA binding. Gene Ontology annotation, biological process: poly(A)+ mRNA export from nucleus. Lineage: Eukaryota; Metazoa; Arthropoda; Insecta; Hymenoptera; Formicidae. The transcript has 2 exons. Bases 152 to 1741 code for a protein of 529 amino acids.
GACAUCUACUGUAAAUCGAUGAAAACAUUUUGUCCACGUGUUAUUCUAAGGAAAAAAUAGUGAUACCGGCGAAAGAGAUGAGAGUCAAGUGUGUGUUUUCGACGUCUAUUACACUUUCUCUAUUAAUAUAAAUCAGGUACAUCACGAAGCCAUGCUGAAGCUGAAAGAAAACUUAAAACUAACAAUCCCAAAGGUGGCUCCUGUUCUGCUGGACACCGCAAUCGCUAUAAGAAUUGCCAUGGGUGCAAAAUUGCCUCAUGAGCGAGGAAUGAUGAAUAGUCAGGAUCUGUGGCACAAAAUCAAGGUACUUAAGGGCGGCCUGUACGACAAGGACACGGUCCUGAAGGGUAUCCUGAGGGCGGUGGAGCCAAACGAUUUGAUACCGGUGAAGUAUCAGGUUUGCGGGGAGGACGCGUAUUUCGUAGCGAGGAAUUGCGGUCCCGCGAUAGAGAUGCUGUGCAAGGCGAACAUGAUCAUCAGAAACGCCAAGGGCGACGCUAUCAUUCUCGUGGUAACCCUGGGAUUCUCUACAAUCAAUGAUCUGAGGGUCCACUUGCAGCCCAUUCUGCUGACCGCGCUGACCAAGAGGUACGAUCCGAACAAGAAGACGUUGAACCUGGAGAACUUCCACACAGAUCCGAAUGUAGAGAAGAGCGUCUACUGCCCGUUGUCGCAGCUCAAAAUAUUCAAUCACGUUUUGAGCCUGGCCAAGACCGCGAUAGCCACCGUCGAGCAUCUGAAUUUACAGCACAACGAACUGCUGAACAUAUCGGCGAUGGAGAAUGCGGAUUUAACGUCUAUCAGGUAUCUGGAUCUCAGGCACAACAACCUGUUGAACAUGAACACGUUGGCCCCGCUGAAAAAUAUGAACAUCACCAGGCUUUGGCUCGAUGGAAAUCCGCUCUGCGAAAAUUACUCGACCGCGAAGCAGUACGUGGAUUCCGCGAAGACGUAUUGCCGGAACCUGCAAGAGCUGGACGGGGUGUACAUCGUGGAGAAUUUGCCGUUGAUUUAUCGGGACUACUUUCCGAACGACAAGGCGCAGGCUUUCGCGGAGAGUUUCGUCACUCACUUCUUUGCCCUGUUCGAUCAACUCGACAGGACGGUUUUACGGGGACUCUAUCACAAAGACGCGUUCUACUCGAUGAGCUGCGCCAUACCUAACAAUAUCGCGCAAAAGACCAAUCUCAAUCAGUACACGUCGAACAGAAAUCUGUUGAAGAAAGGCGCGAAGAAGAACACGUGUCUCUACUACGGUCAGGAGGACAUUUUCGUGGCUUUCAGCAAAUUGCCCCGGACCUAUCACGACAAGAGUUCCUUCACGUACGACAUGCUGUACGACGACGGCAAGUGCGUGGCGUUCAGCGUCGCGGGAUUGUGCAAGAAGCUAAGCUCCGGUAUAAACGUACUGUCGUUCUCUCGAACGUUCGUCCUGACGGCCUCCCUCGACAACGAGUACCACAUUCUGAACGAUCAGUAUCACAUAUGGGCGGCGCCUAACAAGAUAACACCCGACAAAAUACUGGUCAAGCAUUCUUUCGACGAAAUGGAGCCGGUUUGCUUCAGUCCGAGCGAGAAAUCGGUGCUAGUCACCAGAAUACGGCAGAUCACCAAGAUGAAUCAGGAAUGGUCCGAGACUUAUCUGAAGCAGGCCCAGUGGGACAUGCGGAAGGCGAUAUCUAACUUUAUGAAGGAUUUGAAAAGUUCGGAGAUACCGGAUCAUGCAUUCGUUCCGAAGUAGAACUCGCGAUACGUUACUUUUAAUAUGACGGCGCGUAUUCUCGGCGCUAUGUAAAUAAUAGAAAAUAACAAUAGUGUAAAAAUACAUUUGUACCUGUUUUUUUAAC